GCAUUUAUUCCUGAGUAUGUUCGUGUUGCACCUGAAAGAAGACUCGUGAUUGGGCUGUUUCGGCAACAUGGUUGAUAACUCAAGUGUAACUGCUAAGUCUGUGUUGCAAAGCUGUUUCUCCUCUGGCAGCAGCCUUCCACGCCAAACACCCCACAGCCCGUAUCCCGGCGCACAUUCUCACCAGCUCGGCAGCGGCGGCAUGAAACUUGAGGCUGUCAUGGAAAACCUGCAGCGCCAACAGGCAGCGCGCCUCGCCCUGGAGGAGAAGCUCCGGCAGGCGGAGAAAGAGAAGGAGCUCCGCUGUAUGGUAGAGUCCCAGAUCCACCAACAAGCUCUGGCUUUCCGCCACUAUCAGCUGGCGAUGCCAGGCGCCCUCUCCGCCGGAGCUGAAAGCUCACCCCCAGGAGCGACCCCUCCUCACAUGGAAGUCCGUAUAUGCGCCGAAGACGGGAACUCCAACCCCGGUAUCUACGUUAAAGGCCGGGACGGGGAGGGAGAUGGCACGGAAGAACAGGAUCUCAUGGACGAAGACGAGGACGGGGACGAUGUUGGGUUAAACCAGUCCUCUCUGCAGGAAGCGUGCGUGUCUCAGCAUCUCAGAGUCCCAGCUGUCUUCGCUCCCCACGGUCACGCAGACUCUCCAUCGUCGCACGCCGCGUCGCAGCAACACGAGUGGACCUAUGAGGAGCAGUUCAAACAGUUAUACGAACUGGAUGAUGAUGAAAAACGCAAAGAGUUUCUCGAUGACCUUUUCAGGUUCAUGCAGAAACGGGGAACUCCAGUGAAUCGGAUUCCUAUCAUGGCCAAGCAGGUGUUGGAUCUCUACAUGCUCUACAAGCUUGUUACAGAAAAAGGCGGCUUAGUGGAAGUCAUCAAUAAGAAAAUAUGGCGGGAGAUCACCAAAGGCCUUAACCUCCCUACCUCUAUUACCAGUGCAGCUUUCACUCUCCGAACACAGUAUAUGAAGUACCUCUACCCAUAUGAAUGUGAAAAGCGGGGAUUGAGCUCCCCUGGCGAGCUUCAGGCAGCUAUUGACAGCAACCGCCGCGAAGGCCGAAGGCAGAGUUAUGGCUCAGCCAUCUUGAACUGCUCCCUUGUGGGAAGCCAAAGCCUUCUGUCCUCACCAAAGAUACAGAUGUCCCACCUACCCAUUCCUACUCACAACAGUGGCCAAAUCUCCCAGGGUCCUGUGAUCAAGAAAGAGGAACCCAUGAUUGCCAGCUGCCUGUCCAGGCAGGUGGCUCUCCCCAUGUCUCCCAGCAGCCAUCCUGCUGCAGCCAUGGCCGUCCAGACAGCCGCUCUGGAACAGCUGAGAGAGAAACUGGACAGUGGCGAGCCGCCACAAAAGAAGAUGAUGAUAGAGCAGCAGAGGAUCAUGCAGCAUGCCCUGCAGCAAAACCUGCUGGCAAUGGCCUCCCAGCUACCCCUCAACAUCAAACUUAACAACAGAGAUGAUAGACAAGAGACUGCAUUGAACCUGUCUACCAACGGCAUUAGCAGCAUCAACAUGUCAAUAGAAAUAAAUGGAGUUGUCUACACAGGCGUCCUAUUUGCUCGGCAGUCGCCCAUAACAGGGAUGGCAGGACACCAUGGGAAACAUCAUGGCUGUCAGACUCAGGGAAAAAACAGCCCUACAAAGUUCCAGCCCUCCUCAUCCUCCUUGUCCUCUUCUUCUUCUCUCCAUGGACACCGAAACACCUCCCCCUGA
Pelmatolapia mariae (spotted tilapia) is the source of this 1708-nucleotide messenger RNA. RefSeq names its product AT rich interactive domain 3C (BRIGHT-like) (gene arid3c). The record is from RefSeq and is a predicted model, not a curated record. Lineage: Eukaryota; Metazoa; Chordata; Actinopteri; Cichliformes; Cichlidae. The transcript has 8 exons. Gene Ontology annotation, biological process: regulation of transcription by RNA polymerase II. The coding region runs from base 68 to 1708 and encodes 546 amino acids. Gene Ontology annotation, molecular function: DNA binding. Gene Ontology annotation, cellular component: nucleus.